Messenger RNA from Erpetoichthys calabaricus (reedfish), 2575 nucleotides. RefSeq names its product potassium channel, subfamily K, member 12. Gene Ontology annotation, cellular component: membrane. Gene Ontology annotation, biological process: stabilization of membrane potential; potassium ion transmembrane transport. Lineage: Eukaryota; Metazoa; Chordata; Cladistia; Polypteriformes; Polypteridae. The transcript has 2 exons. The record is from RefSeq and is a predicted model, not a curated record. Gene Ontology annotation, molecular function: potassium ion leak channel activity. The coding region runs from base 1292 to 2530 and encodes 412 amino acids.
GCGGGCACUGCGCAGCGCAGGCGAGUCCCAGCUACUGUAUAGCGCCGCAUUGAAGCCGAGUGGCGAUCUGAGAGCCGAGGCUGCGAUGCGAGAGGCUGCGCCGGCUCAUCCGCACGGACUCUGCCGCACUCGUAGUUGCACUUUCAACUGCAGUCCCGCGAGGAAGCGGCCACUCGAAGCUCUGCUGCUUUGCCAAUGGAAAAUAAUGCGAGGAUCAAUCAGCUCACAAUGCAUUUUCGACUUGGACAGAGAGAGGAUAUAAACACAUCAGUAUGGGAUUUAUGACUAUGUCCUAAAUGGCUCGAACGUUUUGUUAUGAACGUGAUUAACACGAUGGGAUAACAACCAGGAAAUGCUACAUAAUUUAAAAUGCAAGCAAAAACUGGGAAAGCUCCCUGUGUACUGUUGAAAUGACAAUCUGAUAGGAAACUGCAUGUAGACCUGCGAAGGUAUCAAAAGCCAUGCGUAUUCUUUCAAAUGCCAGCGCUAGUGGAUACUUUUUUCCAGAUUAUUUCUGGAAAAUCAUUUUUUAACAUCCUUACUCUAAUGGAUAUCGAGAAAGUAUUGAUCAAACAUACCUCAAUCGAAACAUCUUGGAAGAAAAAUGAAAAAGGGAAUGUAAAUAAUCGCUUACACCUUCUUCAGGAAAAUGUAUGUGUGUGUGUGUGUGUUUUUCUGUGUAACCUCUGUAUACUGAUUUGAAACUACAGCACAACCAUAACCAUGCAGUUUGGUUGACUCAUUUAUUUCACUUUUUCAUUUAUUUUUUUAUUUUGUUUACUUUUAUUAAUUUAUUCUGAACGAUUUCUCGUCCAAGCUUCUGGAACGUCAAUGCUGAAGAUUUGCAAUGGGCUGGAAAGGCUUCGAGUGAAUGAAAUACAAGGGGAAAAUCGAUUCUAGGAGCGAAAGAGCGAAGUUUUGAGCAUCUGAAAUCUUAAUCGGGCGCCGGGAACACUAUAAUUUGAAGAUUAAAACACUUCAAGGAAAAUCAGGGGAAUGCCGAGAAUCAGUUUGAAAACCUAAGUGACAAUGUCUUUAAAAGACGCCCAAAAAUCUGAGGGGACGGGGUUGGUCCACUUGAAGACAUUUUGGUCCUUUUAACUCUUUUUUUAUGUAUCUUCUCUAAAAAAAAAGAGUACAAAUCCUUCGCUCCGACAUACACGUAUCAUUUCUUUUCUUUGAACACUUUUGCAAAGUCGACGUGAGUGAAAUCCCGUGUGUCUCUCGGCCGAAUGUCGCUUCAAGCGCUGCUCUGCUGGUCGCUGUCCGUCGACUCGGUGCUGAAAUUUGGAUGAUGACCGGUCGCAGAUUACAAGGCUGCCGCUCCCGGUUUCACAUCAACGAAGAUAACGGCAGGUUUCUUCUGCUUGCAGUCCUCAUCGCGCUUUAUUUGCUGUGCGGAGCAGCAAUCUUUUCCGCCAUCGAGAGACCGUGGGAGUUAAAAGCACAGGAUCAGUGGAAUCGGACUCUGCACAACUUCAGCGGAGCUUUCAAUGUUAGUCUGGCGGAGCUGCGCACUCUUCUGCGAGAGUACGAAGUGGCCAUAGCUGCAGGAAUCCGUGCAGAUUCUCUGCGUCCGCGCUGGGACUUCACCGGAGCUUUCUACUUCGUUGGAACCGUGGUGUCCACAAUAGGUUUUGGAAUGACGACGCCAGCAACAGUUACUGGCAAAGUAUUUCUGAUCUUUUAUGGACUGCUGGGGUGUGCAAGCACCAUCCUGUUUUUUAACCUCUUCUUGGAGCGCAUCAUCACUCUUCUGGCAGUUAUCAUGAAAGCCUGUCGUGAGAGGCGGCUGCGAAGGAACGGCCUGAUGCCCCCGACCAUCCACAGGGCUUCGGCCUUCUCCCACUCUGAGAGCCUGGCUGGAUGGAAACCAUCUGUUUACUACGUCAUGAUGAUCCUAGGCAUUUCAGCCAUUAUCCUGUCAUGCUGUGCUUCUGCCAUGUACACCCCUGUUGAGGGCUGGAAUUAUAUCGACUCCCUCUACUACUGCUUUGUUACCUUUAGCACUAUUGGCUUUGGGGACUUGGUGAGCAGCCAGAAUGCUGCCUACGAGAACCAGGGAUUGUACAGAUUUGGCAAUUUCCUCAUCAUACUGAUGGGUGUUUGCUGCCUUUACUCUCUGUUUAACGUUAUUUCUAUCAUUAUUAAGCAAAUGCUCAACUGGAUGCUGAAAAAGCUGGAAUGCCAAUGCUGCCAAGGAUGUCACAAAAGUAAUGCGUUCCUGGGGAGGCGCAAUGCCAUCACUCCUGGCUCCCGGAUCCGCAGGAAUCACUUUUCCAUGGAAGCCGAGCAGCAAUAUGAUAGCGACAUAGAUGGACGGAGGCUCUCGGGUGAGAUGAUCUCCAUGAGGGAUCUGACUGCCUCCAAUAAGGUCUCACUGGCCAUCAUGCAAAAGCAUCUUUCAGAGACGGCUAAUGGUUUCCCACGGACUGUCUGCUUGAGCAAUCGGCACAAUGGCUUCUCUGAUGGAGUUGGGGCCUUGGCCAUUAUGAAUAACCGUCUGGCAGAGACCAGUGACACCAGGUAGACAGACAGAGAGUGGGAUUUUAAGAGGACAGGAAUUUUUUUUUUU